This is a messenger RNA of Juglans microcarpa x Juglans regia, 1224 nucleotides long. Its product is annotated as peroxidase 17-like. Gene Ontology annotation, biological process: response to oxidative stress; hydrogen peroxide catabolic process. The transcript has 4 exons. Bases 73 to 1077 code for a protein of 334 amino acids. Lineage: Eukaryota; Viridiplantae; Streptophyta; Magnoliopsida; Fagales; Juglandaceae. The record is from RefSeq and is a predicted model, not a curated record. Gene Ontology annotation, molecular function: heme binding; peroxidase activity.
CCGAGGGGCGUUAUAAAGCUUCAUAGAGAUCACAAAACUGGACCAUUCACACACCCAACUACUUGUUCUUAAAUGAUGUCUUCUCUCUUUCUGAUCUUUCUUUUAUGCAUAACCAUGGCCACUGCAGCCCCACUCCGGUCAGGUUUUUACUCGGAAACGUGUCCGGAAGCCGAAUCCGUCGUCCGACAAGUCAUGAAGAAUGCCCUGAUUAAAGAACCCCGGAGCGUCGCUUCAGUCAUGCGCUUCCAAUUCCAUGACUGCUUUGUUAAUGGUUGUGAUGCUUCUUUGUUGCUGGAUGAUACAGCAACCAUGCUCGGAGAAAAAGACGCCCUUUCCAACAUAAACUCUCUGAGAUCCUUCGAAGUCAUCGAUGAAGCCAAGGAGGCCCUGGAAAGGGUUUGCCCCGGAGUUGUUUCAUGCGCUGAUAUCAUAAUUAUUGCCGCUAGAGAUGCCGUUGCGCUGACUGGAGGACCCUUUUGGGAAGUGAGGCUCGGAAGAUUGGACAGCUUAAGUGCAAAGCAAGAAGACUCGAAUGAAAUCAUGCCAAGUCCUAGAUCCAAUGCCAGUUCCCUCAUUGAUCUCUUCCACAAUUACAAUCUCUCUGUCAAAGACCUUGUAGCCCUUUCUGGGUCUCACUCUAUUGGCCAAGCUCGUUGUUUUUCCAUCAUGUUUCGGCUAUACAACCAGUCCGGCACCGGCCGGCCGGACCCUGCCAUUGAACCAAAGUAUAGAGAAAAGCUUGACAGGCUCUGCCCGUCUAAUGUUGACCAGAACGUCACAGGAGACCUUGAUGCAACUCCCCGUAUAUUCGAUAACCAGUACUUCAAGGACUUGGUUGCUGGGAGAGGGUUUCUCAACUCGGAUCAAACACUUUUUACGUUCACAAAGACUAGAAAGUUUGUGGAACUGUUUAGCAAAGACCAGAGUGAGUUUUUCAAGGCCUUUGUGACGGGAAUGCUGAAGAUGGGUGACUUGCGACGGGACCAGCCGGGGGAGAUCAGAAGGAAUUGCAGGGCUAUUAAUGGCCGACAUAUGAAAAGAUUGUGGGAGUCUCGACGGGAAAGGAUCGUGAUUUGAUUGAAGGCAAUACAUAUUGGAAAAUACAGAGACCACCUAGAGAAUUCAUAUACUCUAAAAUGUCCACAGAGAUGAUGUGGAUGGGUGUUGGUUGGAGUUGAUUCGGAAACAAAUACAAUGACACGUAACAUUAGAAGGGCACUACUC